Rotaria socialis is the source of this 960-nucleotide messenger RNA. The record is from the annotation of a GenBank genome assembly. NCBI's taxonomy places the organism in Eukaryota, Metazoa, Rotifera, Eurotatoria, Philodinida, Philodinidae.
AUGGCAGCUGGGUUUCAUACAUCGUCGUCGCAAUUGCAGCAUGAUGAAUGGAUGACAAAUCUGCCAGAAAGACUUCACGAUGAACCUAUUACGAAAAUUGCUAUACCGGGUACACAUGAUUCAUUUGCAUAUAAUUUAACAAGACAUGCUGGACCGGACUUAUUGCCGAAUUUAAGACGUGUUGCUCUGCUCAUCUAUCCGAUUAUUAAAAAUUGGAGUAUGACACAAGAUAGAACUUUUACUGAACAACUUCAUAUGGGUAUUCGUUAUUUCGAUUUACGCGUGUGUCGUACAACAGAUAAAAGCUUACAAUCCAGAUCAUUGUUUACAUUUACUCAUGGUUUAUUAGGAAAUUUAGUUAGCGACGGUUUAGAAGAAAUCAAUCGAUAUCUAAAUAAACAUCCGAAAGAAAUUAUUUUACUUGAUUUUAAUCACUUUUACGAUUUUAAUGAUCAAUGUGGUCAUGAUCAAUUGAUUCAUCUUGUUCAUGAAACAUUCGGAAAGAAACUUUGUACGACAGCACGAACAAUUACUGCGUGCACAUUAAAUUAUCUAUGGAAUAAUCAGCAACAAGUUAUUUUACUUUAUGAAAAACAUGCUGAUCAAUGUACAGCUUAUAUGGAUCGUAUCGGACAUUUUUUUCAAAUUUGUCAAUCGCCAUGGCCGAAUACACCACGAAUCGAUGAACUCUUUUUAUUUCUUGAUGAAUUAGUAUCAAAAUCUCAACCAAUCACUUGUGUUAAUGUCAUUCAAGGACAAAUAACACCCGAUGGAGGAUCUAUACAAAGUAGCCCAUUCAGUUCACUUCAUGCUAUUGCCAAAGAAACAAAUAGACGAUUAAUUGAAUGGUUAUCACAUCGCAAACGUGAUCCAUCAUUAAUCGAUGGUAUUAAUGUUGUUAUCUGCGAUUUUGCCGAUCCACUAUUCACGGAUACUGUUAUCAUGUUAAAUUAUAAAUGA